AUGCCAAGGUGUCAGUUAACAGGUCAUGGGAAUGCAUCAUCAAGUUCCUCUAAUUGUGGCCUACCUACCGUCAAGAACCGCAAAAGGUACUCGAGCUGUUCUCUAACCCGGAUUUUUCAAUUUCUUUCUAUCCAGAUUGCAUUUGUAGUUGUGCUGUCGCACGAAAAAACAGGAUCGAGUUACAUUCCAGUGGUAAGAAGCAUAGGUUCGUCUUUUAAAAGAGAGACAUGCUUUGGUGGAGGAAAUCUGAUUAAGAUUUACACAAACCAAUGUCAAGUUGUAAACGGAAAGAAGCAGUGUCCGGUUUACUGCAAUGGCAGAGGCACUUUCGACCAACAGACAAGAUUUGAGAUCGUGAAGCACAAUAGAAAGAAGUGUAUUCAGUUUCAGGACGGAAACACCAGAUAUUCGUUGAAAGUCAUAAAUGGGACGGACGUAAUUUUUGAGGAACAGUCGGCGUGCGACACAGCAACCAGCCAUGACUUCUUAUUCAAAGAGGAGAAAAAUACCGCCGGAAAAUUUACAUACAAAUACACCUCGAGUACCAAUAAGGCCAUGUACCUCGGAGUUAGUGCCAACUGCUCUGAUGACAAUCUAUAUUUUCUUUCCACAACUAAUCAAGACAAACGGUGUUUCAUGGAGAGAUGGUCUUGACUGUAUGUUGAUUUCACAAAGUUCUGAAUUUUUAAAGACA
This is a messenger RNA of Pocillopora damicornis (cauliflower coral), 694 nucleotides long. RefSeq lists its product as uncharacterized. Lineage: Eukaryota; Metazoa; Cnidaria; Anthozoa; Scleractinia; Pocilloporidae. The record is from RefSeq and is a predicted model, not a curated record.